Tachysurus fulvidraco (yellow catfish) is the source of this 1717-nucleotide messenger RNA. RefSeq names its product mucin-2-like. Bases 1 to 1698 code for a protein of 565 amino acids. The record is from RefSeq and is a predicted model, not a curated record. The transcript has a single exon. Lineage: Eukaryota; Metazoa; Chordata; Actinopteri; Siluriformes; Bagridae.
AUGGCAUCCACCACAAGUAAUGCCGCAACAGCAUCUAUCACAACUACAAUGAGCAGAAAUACAACAGCAACAAAUGGCUCAUCUGUACCCUCAUCUGACAAUACAACAACUAAAACCACCACAAUUAUUCCCACAACAAACACUGAUAACACAAUGGCACCCACUGCAAGUGAUGCCACAACAGCAGCUAUCACAACUACAAUGAGCAGAAAUACAACGGCAACAAAUGGCUCAUCUGUACCCUCAACUGACACUACAACAACUACAACCACCACAGUUAUACCCACAACAAACAGUGAUAACACAAAGGCACCCACUGCAAGUAAUGCCACAACAGCAGCUAUCACAACUACAAUGAGCAGAAAUACAACAGCAACAAAUGGCUCAUCUGUACAAUCAUCUGACACUACAACAACUACAACCACCACAGUUAUACCCACAACAAGCACCUCAUCUAUACAAACAGAUUACACAAUGGCACCCACUGCAAGUAAUGCCACAACAGCAUCUAUCAACACUAUAAUAAGCAGAAAUACAACGGCAACAAAUGGUUCAUCUGUACCCUCAACUGACAUUAAAACAACUACAACCACCACAAUUAUACCCACAACAAACACUGAUAACACAAUGGCACCCACCGCAAGUAAUGCUGAAACAGCACCAAUCACAACUACAAUGAGCAGAAAUACAACGGCAACAAAUGGCUCAUCUGAACCCUCAUCUGACACUACACCAACUACAACCACCACAAUUACACCCACAACAAGCACCUCAUCUAUACAAACAGAUAACCCAAUGGCACCCACUGCAAGUAAUGCCACAACAGCAUCUAUCACAACUACGAUGAGCAGCAAUAGAACGGCAACAAGUGGCUCAUCUGUACCCUCAUCUGACACUAUAACCACCGCAAUCACACCCACAACAAACACUGAUAACACAAUGGCACCCACUGCAAGUAAUGCCACAACAGCAUCUAUCACAACUACGAUAAGCAGCAAUAGAACGGUAACAAGUGGCUCAUCUGUACCCUCAACUGACACUAUAACCACCACAAUCACACCCACAACAAACACUGAUAACACAAUGGCACACACCGCAAGUAAUGCUGCAACAGCAGCUAUCACAACUACAAUGAGCAGAAAUACAACGGCAACAAAUGGCUCAUCUGUACCCUCAUCUGACACUAUAACCACCACAAUCACACCCACAACAAGCACCUCAUCUAUACAAACAGAUUACACAAUGGCACCCACUGCAAGUAAUGCAAAAACAGCAUCUAUCAACACUUCAAUAAGCAGAAAUACAAUGGCAACAAAUGGUUCAUCUGUACCCUCAUCUGACACUACAACAACUACAACCACCACAAUUAUACCCACAACAAACUCUGAUAACACAAUGGCACCCAUCACAAGUAAUGACAAAACAGCAUCUAUCAACACUACAAUGAGCAGAAAUACAAUGGCAACAAAUGGCUCAUCUGUACCCUUAUCUGACACUACAACAACUACAACCACCACAAUUAUACCCACAAUAAACACUGAUAACACAAUGGCACCCACUGCAAGUAAUGAAGCAACGGCAGCUAUCACAACUACAAUGAGCAGAAAUACAACAGCAACAAAUGGCUCAUCUGUACCCUCAACUGACACUACAACAACUACAACCACCACCCACAAUUAUACCCACAACAAACAUUGAUAACACAAUGGCACCCACU